AUGGAUCAAGAGCAACGUCAAGCUAUCCUCGAUCAUUGGCAUACACUAGCCGAAUCGAUGCCCAGUAAUGAUAUGACAAAUAGUCUAAUUACAGAAGGAAUACUCUCGCCAAAUGAUUUACAGGAAAUUAAUGCCAAAGAAACUGAAAACAAGAAGAAUACUACCAUUUUGACUAAAAUUUUAGCCUCAGUAUCGCCUGAUUGCUAUGCCAUCUUUAUUGAUGCUUUGAGACAGAUUCCCAAUAAGAACAGCCGAUUAGCAGACAUGAUUGAAAGCCGUUUUAAGAAACAAGCUUCCGCUGAUUAUAGAAGCGACGCUAGUAAAUCGAAGAAUUUAUCAAGUGCUCAUAAACGACAAACAGUAGAUCAGUUAGAUAAGCUACCGAAAAAAUGCUCAAGAUCAAUGACUCAAGAGCAUCGUAAAAUGUUAAUAGACAAACGUAUAUUACUUACUCAAAAAUGUCAGGAUCAAAUCUUACCGAUAUAUGAAUAUUUACUUGGAACGAAUGUAAUAACAUCAUACCAUAAACAAACAAUCGAAUCUAAAUCGACGGCUUUUGAAAAAGUUUGCACUUUAUUGGAUAUUCUGCCUGAACGUGGCGAUAGAGCCUUUGAUGAGUUUUGCAAAGCUUUAACAAAUUUUAAAAUAACCGUAGAAAACUUCAAUACUGGGGUUGAUUUUGAAGACACUCGAAAAGACACAGAUGUUACUCAGCAAGGAUCUGACAGUGGAUUAAUACAUGCAAACCAGCAGGAUGAAGAUGAUAUUUCUCAAUACUUUUUUGAUGUGGCGGAACAUCUGGAAGAGGACUGGAUUAACUUAAAAUUAAAAUUAGAUAAUGCUGGAAAAAUUGAAAUCAAGAACAUUCAAGACAAAUAUAAGAAAAAUUAUGAUCAGGCCUAUGAAUUUUUAGAGCAAUGGUUAAUAAUUUAUGGCGAAAAUGCAACAAAAAAGCGAUUAAUCGGAGCAUUGAAAGCCAUACAAAGAAAAGAUAUAGCAGAUAAAAUAAAAUAA
Molecule: messenger RNA, 1014 nt
Organism: Trichoplax adhaerens
Lineage: Eukaryota; Metazoa; Placozoa; Uniplacotomia; Trichoplacea; Trichoplacidae
Exons: 6
Coding region: 1-1014 (337 amino acids)
Biological process (GO): regulation of apoptotic process; signal transduction
Molecular function (GO): death domain binding; protease binding
Source: RefSeq, a predicted model, not a curated record